Odontomachus brunneus is the source of this 5696-nucleotide messenger RNA. RefSeq names its product WD repeat-containing protein 35 (gene Oseg4). The coding region runs from base 510 to 4070 and encodes 1186 amino acids. NCBI's taxonomy places the organism in Eukaryota, Metazoa, Arthropoda, Insecta, Hymenoptera, Formicidae. Gene Ontology annotation, molecular function: protein binding. Gene Ontology annotation, biological process: intraciliary retrograde transport; protein localization to cilium; non-motile cilium assembly. Gene Ontology annotation, cellular component: non-motile cilium; intraciliary transport particle A. The record is from RefSeq and is a predicted model, not a curated record. The transcript has 2 exons.
UCGGGCCCCAUGUGCUAGGCAACAGAUAGGAACAGGGCAUAGGAAUUCGGAUUGGUCAAUUAUUUCUAUUCCCUGUUUCUAUUGGCUAAUGUCUAUUUUUAUUGCCUGUAGCCUGGCAUUGUGUAAGGGCCUUUAGAAUCAAUAUGGUGCUAUAACCUCAAUUGACAGUUUUAUCAACAAAACAAUUCUAAGGACCAGCGAAUGCUGGUCCACUGAAUCUCCGUGAAAGCUUGGUAACCUUAAUUAUAAUGUUGGAACUAUGCAAACAUCGGAAAAUACUUCAACAAUGAAAGAAAAAUAACCUAUAAACAAUGAACAUAUUCUGUGUUCUGAAUUUCUAUAACGCCAGUGCAAUGAAAUGGAUCAAGCAUCCUGAGAAAGUGUCUUUUAAUUGCUAUCACACUUAAUUUUUACUUGUAAGUAAAUCGCGUCAUUGUUUUGAUUUCAGAAUCUCCCUUGUCUUGUGACUCUGUAAGAACUUACCUAGAAGACUGACAUAGAUCUCAAUAAUGUUUGUGUAUCUGAGCAAGAAGAUCUCAAUACCGAAUAACUUUCGAUUAAAUUGCAUAGCAUGGAAUCAAAAAGACAGCUAUAUUGCUGUCGGAGGGGAAGAUGGACUUUUGAAGGUGUUGCGAGUAGAUUCCAGCGUCAAUGGAUCUCACAGUGGUGGGAAAUCCCGAGGCUUAGCUGCGACAAGUAAUUUGAGCAUGAAUCAACCUUUGGAGGGUCACAACGGUCAUGUUCAAGUGGUCACAUGGAACGAGGAGCAUCAAAAGUUAACUUCCAGUGAUCAAAAUGGAGUAAUAAUUGUUUGGAUGCUAUAUAAAGGCUCAUGGUACGAGGAAAUGAUUAACAAUCGCAACAAGUCGGUGGUGAAAGGCAUGGCAUGGAGUUGUGAUGGUCAAAAGAUCUGUAUAGUCUAUGAGGACGGAGCUGUGAUUGUUGGCUCUGUUGAUGGCAACAGGAUUUGGGGAAAAGAGCUGAAGAACGUUGCGCUCUCUGCCGUGCAAUGGUCUCCAGAUGGAAAGCUGCUUCUGUUCGGCUUGAAAAGCGGAGAAGUCCACCUUUACGACAAUCAGGGUGUAUUUCUGACGAAGUUGAAUGUUCUCUCGUUAAACAGCAGUCAGCUGCAGACCAUUAUGGCGUUGCAGUGGUACGACGGCAAAAAUGGCUACGUCGCCAUAGACUGCCCUACAUUGGCUAUCUGUUAUCGCAACGGCCGGAUACAACUGAUGCGCGAUACCAACGAUGAUAAUCCAAUUACAAUGGAGACCGGUCUAACCGCCUCCUGGUGUUGCUGGAAUAGCUGCGGCUCACUCUUGGCGGUGACCGGCUUGAUGCCGUUGCUUAGCAACGGGGAGACCAAGGACACUAACGUCAUCCAAUUCUACACGCCGUUCGGCGAGCAUAUGAGGACUUUGAAGAUACCAGGCAGAGAAGUAACGUGCUGCGCCUGGGAGAAGGGUUCCCUUAGGGUCGCCUUAUCCGUAGACUCGCACAUAUACUUCGCGAACAUUCGCUUGGACUACAAGUGGACCUACUUCAGCAACACGGUUGUCUUCACAAACGAGAAGAUCGGCAAGGACGGCACCUGCGUAACGUUUUGGAACACCAGCAGCAAUACGUGCUGCACUAAAUAUGUGAGGUCCCUGAUAUCGAUAACCUCGCACGGAGAGCACUGCGUCCUGUCUGUGAGGAAUGACCCCACCCAAGCCACUGAGCAAUUCGCCCUGCUCGUUUGCAACACCAUAGCCACGCCCAUAGACUCUAAAUUCUUGGAUUUGGAGCCGUUGCACUUGGCGAUGACCACGAACGCGGUGGUAGCUGCCUCGAGGAACAAUUUUCUAGUGUGGAAUUUCCGCACACCUCGCAACUCGAGCCUGCAUCCCGGCAGGAUGCGCAAAUAUAAGAUCUACCACGUGGAUGAGACACCGACCGGUGUGACAGAGGUUAUUCAAGAUCUGGAUAAGGAUGGUUCCUAUGAGACGCCCAUCAACAUGAAACCCACCGUAGAUCCCAUAUGCUGUGUCUAUGCCACCGAUAAGGUUCUCCUUGUCGGUCGGGAGUCGGGAAUGAUCCAGCGCUACUCGUUGCCGCAAAUAACUCUUUUGAACAGAUACAACACCGCGUGCAGGCUGCAUAAGAUCGCUAUAAAUUGUGAUUCCACGCGCGCUUCUAUAAUGGAUGCUAACGGUAUCCUCACUAUGUUAGACUUGGACCCGCAGAAAACACCUGGUUCGCGAGACUCACGAGAUGGAGACUCGAGUGAGGACGUGUCCAAGUUCGAGAGGAAAGACGUAUGGGCCGUGUGUUGGGCGCGGGACAAUCCUGCGCUCUUAGCGAUCAUGGAGAAGACCAGGAUGUAUGUCCUGAGAGGACUUGAUCCUGAGGAACCUAUAUCCUGCUCCGGAUACAUCUGCUCUUUUCAAGAUCUCGAGAUACGUUGCGUUCUCUUGGACGAUCUUGUGCUGAAGCCCGAUGACACGCGGAAAGAACUGAUCGUUGACCUAGAAGUGAAGUCUCUAAGAGAUACGCGAGAGCUGCUGGCUAAAGUGGGCCUGAAGGAGGCUAAUAACUUCAUCCAGGAUAACCCACAUCCGCGUCUCUGGCGGCUGCUGGCCGAGUCGGCGUUAACCAAGCUGGACUUGGAGACCGCAGAGAACGCGAUGGUGCGGUGUACGGAUUACUUGGGUAUACAGUUCAUCAAGCGUCUGCAGAACGUGCACAACGAUCAAUUGAAGAGGGCCGAGGUAGCAGCGUUCCUCGGCGAUUACGAUGAGGCCGAAAAGCUGUACUUGGACAUGGACAGGAGGGACUUGGCGAUUGCACUGCGUCAGAAAUUGGGCGACUACUUCCGAGUGGUGCAGCUCAUGAAGAUGGGUAUCGGCGGCUCAGACAAGCAGAUGGAGCAUGCGUACAACAAGAUCGGAGACCAUUUCGCCGAGAGGCAGAAUUGGGAAGGCGCCAGGGACUACUACGAGAAAGGCAGGAAUCUAGAGAAACUGAUUCAAUGUUACUAUAAGCUGGAGCAUUUCCCGCAAUUGGCGGCCACCGUCGAUCAACUGCCGGACAAGAGCCCAAUAUUGAAGACCGUGGCGAGGAUGUUAGCUUCGGUAGGAAUGUGUUCGCAGGCAGUAGCAGCCUAUAUCAGGUAUGGCGAUGUCAAGUUAGCCGUGGACACAUGCGUACGUUUGAAUCACUGGGAUCAAGCAGUCGACUUGGCCAAAACUUACAAAAUGGCACAGAUCGGUGAGUUGUUGAGCAAAUAUGCCAAUCACCUGUUGUCGAAUGGUAAACGUCUACAGGCGAUCGAGCUCUACAAGAAGGCUAACUACAAUUUGGAAGCGGCUAAGCUACUGCUUCGCUUAGCCGAAGAGCAGGCCAAGUGUAAAUCGCAUCCCUUGCGCGUGAAAAAGAUCUACGUUCUUGCGGCGUUGCUGAUUGAGGAGCACAUCAAUAACGUGCCGGCGAUCAAAGGCGGCCGUAGUAAUGUUGUGAUGGGCCUGACCGAGAGUAACGAGGACACCAAGAUCAUAGAGAACGCUUGGCGUGGUGCCGAGGCGUAUCACUUUUUACUGCUCACGCACAAGCAGUUGUAUGACGGUAGUUUCGAUGCAGCGAUGAAGACUGCCUUGCGACUGAGAGAAUACGAGGAUAUAUUGGAAGUAGAAGACGUUUAUUGCCUGUUGGCGCUGUCCAGCGCCGUCAACCGCGCGUUCGCCACAUGCUCAAAGGCCUUCGUCAAGUUGGAGUCACUCGAGACAAUCGCACCGGCGAAGAGGGAGGAAUAUGAGGAACUGGCGGUGGAUAUCUUCACCAAGCACACCCCGAAGGACUCUCGCAACAACAAGACGGAAUGCGUCAAUUGCGAGACCCUGGUGCCCGACUGGUGUGUCUCUUGUCCGAAUUGCUCGACCAGAUUCCCAGCUUGUGUCGUUUCAGGAAAACCACUGAUGGAUCUCAGUAUCGCGUGGAUUUGCACUGUUUGCAGGCAUCACGUUGCAACAGAACGCGACGUCGUUAACAUCAACGCUUGCCCUUUGUGUCACAGUACUAUUACAUACAUGUAAACGCGUAUGGCGUGAAUAUUAGUCUAGCGCGAUAGAAUGGUCAUUUGGCGAUACACGUAGUGUAAUUUCGAGCAAUUAUCGCAUUAAGUUUUGCAACGUGAAUAGUUGUAUAAUGCAUUUAUUUUCUACACUGAAGCGCAAGGUCUUGUUAAUUUUUAUUUUAUUUUCUUUGUAAGAAAUGUGUCAUAGAGGUAGUAUCUAGUAAACAUCAACCAACGGUAACAUCAUAUUAAUAUUAUAAUUUCCCACUCAACAAUAUAAAUGCAAUAUGUGUUGUAUACGACAGUUAUAUUGUUGAGUGCGGAAUUAUAACAUUAAUGUGAUGUUAUUGUUGGUUGUUGUUUACUGGGACGUGUAAAAGUUUUCCCUCUCUUAGAUAAUAAUUUCUUGAGACAAGAUAAGAGUGAUUCCUCUUGAUAGUGUGUCAUAGGAGAAUUUUGUAGGUUUCUAAAGAUCUAUGAAAUAUCAUGUAUGUAUUGCGCUGUGCGCAUCAAAAGAUUCCGUCCAUGCGUCCGUCCAAUUUUACCAUCUGAGUAAUAAUCGAAAGUAUUUUAUUCCCAUGCAAAAUGGAGACGUUUAAUAUUAAUUUAUUUACUUAGCUUUUUCAAAAUAAAUUGAUCUUUGAAUAUAUAAAAAUGGUCAUAAAUAAAUUUUGACUCUUAAUUAGGGUUCAAUAGCGAUACAUAUAGUGUAAUUUCGAGCAAUUACCGCGUUAAGUUUUGCAACGCGAAUGGUUGUGUAAUGCAUUUAUUUUUUACGCUAAAGUACAAGUGCUUGUUAAUUCUUAUUUUGUUUUGUUUUUUUUAUGUUCUCUAGGUUGUAUCAUAGAGACCGUGCUUCAAUAAACACCAAACAACAGUAAUAUCACAUUAACAUUAUAAUUUCCUACUCAACAAUGCAAGUGCAAUAUAUGUGUUGUAUACAAUAGUUAUAUUGUUGAGUGGGAAACUAUAACAUCGAUGUGAUGUUACUGCUAGUUAGUGUUUAUUGGGAUGUGUAAGAAUUUUCCUUUUCUUAGAUAAUUUGUUGAAAUAAGAUAAGAAUGGUUCCUCUUGAUAGAGGAUGUGUCAUAAGAGAAUUCUGGGAGGUUUCUAAAAAGAUAUGAAAUAUUGUAUAUAUAUUGCGCUGUGCGCCUCAAAAGAUUCCGUCCAAUUUUACUAUUUAAGUGAUACUUGGAAUGUUUUAUUCCCGGUGCGAAAUAGAGAUAUUUGAAAUUAGUUUAUUUAUUUAGCUAUUUUAAAAUAAAAUGACGUUUGUAUAAUAAAUCACUUGGUCUUGGCUCAAUCUUUACUUAUUGGAGAUAUUCGACAUUAGUUUAUUUAUUUAGCUAUUUCAAAACAAAAUGAUCUUUGUAUAAUAGAUCACUUGAUACAAUUGAAAGACACUGCUAAUACUGUUGCGUUCACACUGUAAUUAGUUAAUAAAGGAAUGUAUUUGAGUCUCCAAGAGGAUAAUAAGUUCUUGGACAUGGUAGGUCAUUUUUUUGUACAAUAUGUUACAGGAAAAUUCUGUAGGUUUAUAGAAAUCUCUGUAGUAUCACAGCCUAUUAAACAAAUAAAAAAAUUUUGUCAUGCGACAAAUUUCGAUUUUUAUUUAUGUAGCAUCGUAAUAAAUAAAUAUAUUUUA